Mytilus californianus (California mussel) is the source of this 1236-nucleotide messenger RNA. RefSeq lists its product as uncharacterized. Bases 112 to 1182 code for a protein of 356 amino acids. The record is from RefSeq and is a predicted model, not a curated record. Gene Ontology annotation, molecular function: nucleotide binding; oxidoreductase activity. The transcript has 7 exons. Gene Ontology annotation, cellular component: cytoplasm. Lineage: Eukaryota; Metazoa; Mollusca; Bivalvia; Mytilida; Mytilidae. Gene Ontology annotation, biological process: NADPH regeneration.
UGACAAAAACAUCACUUAACUUGGGCACACUUUGUUAUACUAAUAAAAGUAUUAAUAAGUAUUGAAAAAAAGUUUAAAUAUUCAAAUGGCUAUUCAAUAAUCGUUGUUUUUAUGGUGAUCUGGUCUCAAUUGUCGUGUAGUCUGGAAGUAAUGGAACAUAAAAAUAUAGGAGUAAUAGGUAUUGGUCGCAUUGGAGAGGUACAUCUAUGUCACCUUGUCCAGAGUGGACAGGUAAAUGUGAUGUAUUUAGUGGAUAUUGAACAGAUGCAUGGCAAAAUCAGAGAUUUGGUGAAGCAGUAUGGUUUGCAAAAUGUAAAAAUUAUCAAUACGGAAGAAGUCACUGACAUGCUUAGCGAUAAAUUAUUAGAUGCAGUUUUAAUCUGCUCUCCUGUGUUCGGAAAACCACACAAGAAAAGCGACUUAGUAAAAUUCGCUUUACAGGCAGGAAAACAUGUAUUCUGUGAGAAACCAAUUGACCUUAAUCCAAGAGUGGUGGAAGAAUGUUACAAGUUGGCAGAAGAUCGUGGAAAAACACUUCAAUGUGGAUUUGAUAAGCGUUUCGAUAUCAGCAUACGUAAAAUGUAUGACAAGAUUAAAGCAGGGGAUUUGGGCGAACUUCGCCUGAUCAAACUAGUUGCACGUGAGCUUCCAGCAUGGAUUAAUGCAGAAUAUUUGAAGUCGAGCGGAGGAAUAGUUGUAGACAGUGCUAUACACGAACUUGAUUUGAUAUGCUGGUUGUCUGGAGAAAGACCAGAAAGUGCAGUAUGCUUUGGACAUGCAAAAAGUCAGAUGUUUAAAGAAUGUAACGAUGUUGAGUGUGCCAUGAUUAUGCUUAAAUUCUCCAGCGGACUUAUUGGAUAUAUUGAAAAUGUACGAGGGGUUCCUUAUGGCUACGAUCAGAGAUUUGAAGUACUAGGAGAAAAGGGGAUGCUUUGUAUAGAGAAUCCAUCUACUACACAUCUUCAGUUGUGGAACCAAGAUGGACGUCUAUUAGAUACAAUAGAACAGCAUGGCCUACCUAGAUACUAUGAGGCUUACAGAAUGGAAAAACAGCACUUCAUCGAUGUUAUUAAUGGUAAAUUAUCCUGUGAAAUUUUACCUGACGAAGUAAUUUUCAACUCCAAGCUUACUCAAUACUGUACCAAGUCACUGAGGACAGGAACGAUCGUAAACAUUCCUUAAAUAUUUAAGUAAUAACUGUUUUCCAUUAUGUGAACAUAAAACUUAUGAAACAUC